AUGGCGCAGGCGCAGACAACGGAGCUGAAGCAGAGUCACACAUGUGUGGAGGUCGAUGAUGAGGUGGUGGAGAUGGAGAUUGUCCAAGACGACGAGGAAGACAAUGCUCCCACUUCCGGGAGCGUAUUCGACAGGGUGCCCCCUGAAAUCAUUAUCCACAUCGCCGAGGUGUCCACCUGGAAUGAGCAGCCCUCUGACUGGCAGCACCCGGCCGGCUACGCACGACAUCAUGCAACGCUAGCCCGCGUGAACACUCGUUUCCACCAACUGCUUGAACCGGAGCUGUACAAGCGCAAUAGGAAGUAUGACGGGCCCAUCCAAUCAUGUGUUAGAUGGGCUGCCGAAUUUGGCAACCUCGCGACGAUGGAGAAAGCCUGGCAAUACGGCUGCGACAUCGACCAACAGAAUGAGAGGGCCAACGAUGCCAUGGAAGUCAACGCCCUCCACUGCGCCCUCCACAAUGGACACAGCCAUGUGGUCUCAUUCCUCCUGGAGCACGGAGCCAACGUUCAUGGACCCUCCAGUCCUACGCUCUGUGUAAAGUGUGACGUAGACUGGAAGUUGUAUCAUCACAUGUCUACAGACACUCUGGAGCCAGUCUACCCGCUGCAUACGGCCCUUGUCCACGGCAAGCGUCAAGAUGCCCGCUGCCUUGUGGAGCACGGAGCAUACCUGGUUGCUAAAAAUGUAUCGGCCAUAUUCGGUCUCUUCAGAAGCGGCCACAUCGACCUCGUCCGGCAGUACCUGCUGGACAGGACUGACCCGGUGUCGCAAGAUGCCCAGCUCCUCUUUGCUGCGGCGACCAAGGAUCUGCCACUUUUGAUCCGCCUUCUCGACAGGCCCGGCGUCAGUCUUGCCAGGGCCACCAAUACGGCCCAAGAGAAGGCCCUCCACCUGGCUGUCGGCUCGCCCGGACCCCAUAGAGCCAGUGUUGAGGAAGCGGUAGACACUGUAGAGUUUCUCUGCCAGCACCCGGACAUUAAUGUGUCUGCCGUAGACGGCUUUGGGCGCACAGCCUUUCUGCAAGCUGUUCAAUAUGGCGUGGUGCCCGUGGUCGAAAUGCUACUCCGCCACCCCGCCAUCGAUGGCCAUGAGCUGGACUACUACGGUCUAAAUUGUCUACACUUGGCUGCCGGUACUGGCAACCUAGGAAUGGUCAAGUUGCUUGUAGAGCAAGCCGACGUAGACAUCAAAGCCAUUGGUAUCGGCGAUGAGUCGGUUCUCCACCUAGCCUGCCAGAGACCAGGGCGCAAAGACUCCGCCGAGGUGCUUCGGUACCUGAUCUCUGUCGGAGCGCCGCUCUACCCCGACGGGAUCGAGAAGCCUGAUCUGUUGCUUCGUUGUCUCCAGAUGAUGAACUUGGAGCAAGCUAUUGUCCUCUUGCAGGCUGGCGUGACGAUUACGGCCGAGAUUCUUAACAACACAAUCAUCUGCGACUCUAAGGGCUUCACGCUGCUCCAGGGCAUACUGGGGGCAAAACGCCCAGGUCAAGUUGAGUUGUUGUCAUAUCUCAUCGACAUCGGCAUUGACGUUAAUGCACGCGGGGUCGGUCUUGACAACCCUUACAACAUCGACCAUCCCAGGUUCGAUGACUUGCCCCUAGUUUAUGCCGCCGUGGGCGCCCAAAGCAUCGAUUGCAUGAGACUGCUCAUAUCGGCGGGUGCCAAGGCGACAAUGGCUCCCGACCCGAUAAUGCUAUGGAGGUACUGCUGCAUGAGGUGGAAGACCAAGGUCGUGACCAAUAAAUCUGUCGCGCGCCAGGCCGAAAUCCUCACCACGCUCGUCCAGAUGGGCUACCCCAUCGGCCAAUGCGACCCGUCUGCACUUGGCUAUGCCUGCCAUGCGGCCAUCUACGGAUCCCGUAAGCUUCUUGAACUCCUCCUGGAGCUAGCCGAGCCUAAAGCAAUCCACCCGAACUACUUAUGCGAUCUCGUCUCCAAGUACACUCAUUUCACGGGUCCCAACGAAGCCAAAGCGCAGAAGGUAGCCACCACACUGCGCGCUGCCUAUCAGCGGCUCUUCGGGUAUGCACCUCACCACGGCGCAGUCACCGCGGAGCUUGAGCUAGAUGGCACCCCAGAGGAGCAAUCUGAGGUCAUUGCCGGUGCCGUCACUCUCUGUGGCCUAGGUGCUAGUAUCUGA
Molecule: messenger RNA, 2142 nt
Organism: Clonostachys rhizophaga
Lineage: Eukaryota; Fungi; Ascomycota; Sordariomycetes; Hypocreales; Bionectriaceae
Source: the annotation of a GenBank genome assembly